Molecule: messenger RNA, 1911 nt
Organism: Vitis vinifera (wine grape)
Lineage: Eukaryota; Viridiplantae; Streptophyta; Magnoliopsida; Vitales; Vitaceae
Product: O-fucosyltransferase 30
Exons: 2
Coding region: 155-1603 (482 amino acids)
Source: RefSeq, a predicted model, not a curated record
AAUAUAGUUUUACUUGAGAUUUGCAAGUAUGGCUUCUGAAUCUGUACUCAAAAUUGAACGGCCAAUUUAACCCAAAGUUGGAGGAUGGAAGCAGGGUGGCACCGUGCCAGAGAGUAGGGUAGAUCUGUGUAUCACCACCGUUUUAGAGGGAGAGAUGAAGAAUCUGGGCAGAAACAGAGUAUGGAAGAAGAAAGGGUUUUACAACACAACCUCACUCCUUUCAAUCUCCCUCCUCAUCUUUAUCUUCAUCUUCAUAUUCAUCUCCUACACUUCCCACAUUCCCAAUUCUCUCCUUCCCAUCUCCAGAACCUCCCAAUGCACCCCACAAAACCUACCUGGACAAAGGUUCCUCUGGUACGCUCCUCACAGUGGCUUCAGCAACCAGGUCUCCGAAUUCAAGAACGCCAUUUUGAUGGCCGCCAUUCUCAAUCGAACCCUAGUCGUUCCGCCCAUUCUGGAUCACCAUGCGGUUGCUCUCGGUAGCUGCCCCAAGUUUAGGGUUUUGGGUCCCGGAGAGAUUAGGCUUUCGGUUUGGAAUCACGUCAUCGACCUCCUUCGGAGUCAGAGGUAUGUCUCCAUGGCUGAUAUCAUUGAUCUUUCUUCACUGGUGUCCAUUUCGGUGAUUCAAGCCAUAGAUUUCAGGGAUUUCAUAUCUUUAUGGUGUGGUGUGAAUGUUGAUUUUGAUUGCUUCGAUGAAUCAAAUGACCAGUCAUCUUUGCUUGACAGCCUAAAACAAUGUGGGUCUCGACUAUCAGGACUUGAUGGUAAUGUAGAUAAAUGUAUAUAUGCUUUAGAUGAAGAUUGUCGAACUACUGUUUGGACUUAUCAGCAAAAUGAUGAUGAGGUUUUAGAUUCUUUCCAACCCGAUGAACAACUGAAGAAGAAAAAGAAAAUUUCAUAUAUCAGAAAGCGUCGAGAUGUAUAUAAGACACUUGGACCUGGUUCCAAAGCUGAAUCAGCUACUGUUCUGGCAUUUGGAAGCCUUUUCACAGCCCCAUACAAAGGGUCGGAGCUAUAUAUCGAUAUCAAUGAAGCUCCUAGAGAUCAAAGGAUAAGUUCUUUGAUUCAAAAGAUUGAAUUUCUCCCAUUUGUCCCCCUAAUAACAAGUGCAGCAAAGGAGUAUGCUAUUGAGACAAUAAAGGGUCCUUUUCUUUGUGCGCAGUUAAGAUUGUUGGACGGACAGUUCAAGAACCAUUGGAAAGCUACAUUUUUGGCAUUGAAAAAUAAGGUUGAUUCUUUAAAGAAGGGUCCUCUCCCUAUUAGUAUUUUUGUGAUGACUGAUCUUCCUGAAGCCGACUGGCAUGGAAGUUACCUAGAGGAUUUGGCAAGAGAUUCAGGUUCAGUUAAGUUGUAUGUUCUGAGAGAAAAAGACGAGUUGGUGAUACGAACUGCGAAAAAACUCAUUGAGUCUGGGCAUGGCAUGAGGCUUAAGCAGCAAUGCCCUCCUCAGGUAUUACCUGAUAUCCUUUUAUACAUAGAGGAAACUGUUUGCAGCUGUGCUUCUCUUGGUUUUGUUGGGACUGCCGGAUCAACUAUUGCGGAGGGUAUAGAGGUGAUGAGAAAAUUCAACAUAUGUCCAAGUCACAGUCAAACUGCAUUGUAACCGGCUGUGUUGGAUAUAAUAGGUUGUAGUUCAUCCAUGAGUUCGGAAGGGCUUGAAAUCAAUACUUCCCAGCUUGAAUAGACUGACUCCUCCAUAUAAGGUCCCGUUACAGUAGCGAAUUCACAUACGCAUUUAGGUCUCAUCAUUUUGUACCCGAGUCCCUUCCAUUGCUUUUAACCUUGGUCCAAUGUUUUUUGUACUUGGGUCUUAUGGUUUGUUUUCUCAUCCAAUAGUUUAGAUUUUAUCAUGUAUCUUCAUUCUGUAACCUAACAUUUGUCUCAGUAUAAUUGCAGUGACAUAUUAAAGAA